CGAAGGACAAAUCAAGAAUACAUGAAGUACUUACCGUCAGUAUCGGCCUAGGUUUGAAGAGAGCAAGGAAGAAAAAAUUUGGAAGCACAACACCAAAUAGAAUGCACAAUUCAUUAGGAAAAGACUGGGUUUAUUUUCUUUGAAAUGAGUGGAGAUAAGGUAGACUCAUCCUACACGUCAUUCCAUCCACUUAGCCCAGAUGUAAAAAGUAUAACAUCUGGAUUUUCAUUCUCACGGCUCUUUGACUUACCUUGGAAGAGAGGAAAGAAAAGUCUGUUUGAGCAGACAGUUGCAGAAGAACCAGCAAAAGAAAACCAGAAUGAUGCAGCAGAGUCAAGCCAUCAAAGGAACCAAGCAAAUUUAGCAAGAGAUGUUGAGAAAGUUGGUCAUGCCCCUAAAGAUAAUUCAUUAAAUGUCCCUGCAAAUCUUGAUCCAACAAAUUAUGGGAAAUGUAGAUCAGAAAACAGCUCACCAAAUUUGCCUAGAAAAGAGAAAGGAAAGUACAGGAAUGUUAAGACAAUCCUUCGCAGACUCAGUGCUUUAGCAGUUGACAAGAAAUCAAAUGAGGCUUCUGUAAAUUUUAAACAUGAUUUCAAACAAUACUGGAUGCCCGAUGAGCAUUGCAAAGAGUGCUAUGAAUGUGGAGGGAAAUUCAAUACAUUUAGAAGAAGGCAUCACUGCAGAGUGUGUGGACAGAUAUUUUGCAGCAGAUGUUGCAGCCAGGAAGUACCAGGACAGACAAUGGGAUUUGGUGGAAACAUCAGAGUCUGCAACUACUGCUAUAAGAUCGUGAAAGCAUAUGUUGUUGAUGACCUUGAUAAAAGUUUAGAAGCGCUAAAAGCAGAUAUAAAAGUAUGCUUUGAUGAUGUAAACAACAGUGAGCCCUUUGGUGGUGUUGGUAACUCAUUGACAUCCUCAAGGACAAGUUUAUCAAGCUAUCAUACCAGAGAUGAUUCUGGCAUCAGGAGAAUGGGAAGCUCGAAUAGUCUGCCUGGGAUAAUUGAAAGGGAGCUGAGAACGCAAACCUCUGUAGCUAGGAAUCCUUUUGACGCUUUUGGUGUUACUCCGAAAGAGGCCAAUGAUAUCAAACAGGAUUUUUUGCGAGAUCUCUGGCGCCAAAUUUCUGACACAGGAUCAAAACUGGAGUUGCAAAGUCACAGAUUUCGACUGAAGACGUACACAAACUGUUUUGUUGGGCAUGAAUUGGUAGAUUGGCUUCUCACCUACGGAAAAGCAGCAAAUAGACCACAAGGAGUAGCAAUCGGUCAAGAUCUUUUAGACCUUGGAUGGAUCGAGUCAAUACCAGCGACAGAGGAAGACAUAUUCAAAGAUGAGUACAUGCUGUACCAACCUGGCAAGCUUGCUGUCCCAGAAAUGGAGUCCCAGGUGUCACUUGUAUCCCGAUUGGACGCUGAUGGGCCUUCUUCUUUAGAAGGAGAGGAAAGUGGUUCGGCCAGUAAUGUGUCUGUUGUUGAUGAUGACGAUGAUGAGACACUUCCAAUUUGGUUCAAGCAGAUUUCUUUGGAUUCAGAAGAAAAUCUGAGAACUCUGAUGGAAAUGCAUAAUUCUGGAACUCCUUCCCUUUCACGACGGAUUUCUUCAAGUCGACAUUUAGACCUGGAUCACGCAACGUUUGAAACAAGCGAUAACAAACAACACAUACCUGCACGUGAUCUUUCUCUUCAUAUGAAGCUGGACUAUUUUGAUGACGAGGAUGAAUCAGAGAAGCAAGUUCGCAAAGAAAUUUACGACCAAACGAACAAGCUGUCACUCAUCACUCAUGUGCCUCCACCUCCGUUAGACACUUAUGUAUGCGUAGAAGGACAUCCUUUUGUUGCUAAGAAGAAGAUUGCUAAAAGCUCCAGCUCUACUCAUUUCGGUGAUGAUAUUUUGCGAGGCGUUGAGUUUCCGAAGCCCCGUCUUACAUCGCAGGUCGCAGAGAUUGGGGCGUUUAACGACGACAAUGGAGAGACUUUGGCACGGGAGAGACUUCGACUUGCGUCGGAUCACCAUUUACUUAUCCUAUUGGACCAGCGGAUCAAAAAGGAUGGCCUUCCAAUCGUCUGGAAAGAUGUUAUCAUGCCGAUUGUUGUUCGAAUAAGUGAGCAGGUUGUCCCCGACGUUCGCCGUGAUGACGAUAUGGACAUCAGGCAAUAUGUCUGGUUCAAAAUUGUACCAGUUGGAGACAAACCUGAGUGCCAAGUGGUCAGCGGUGUUGCUUUCCCAAAAAACGUCGUGCACAAAAAGAUGACUUGCUCCUUCACACAACCAAAAAUCUUGAUGCUCAGCUGCGCAAUCGAGUACCAGCGGGUUGAAAACAAGCUCACAUCGAUUGAACCGGUUGUCCUUCAAGAAUAUGAAUUCCUGAAGAAGUUUAUUGCAAGGAUCGUGUCGCUGAAACCUAACAUUGUCCUUGUAGAGAAGACGGUAGCAAGGGUUGCCCAGAACAUGCUUUUGGAAGCUGGAAUAACCCUUGUUCACAAUAUCAAAUCGAAUGUAAUGGAGAACAUUGCAAGGUGUACACGUGCUGCCGUUUUGCAGUCAAUGGAACAAGUGACACGCCCGAGGCUGGGGACCUGUCAGCAAUUCCGGUUGCAAAAGUACCUCUUGCCGGAUGGUGGAACCAGAACGCUCAUGUUUUUUGAAGGUUGUGCUCCAGAUUUAGGUUGUUCUUUGGUCCUGCAAGGUGGCAAUAAAAGUAUCUUGACAAAGGUGAAGGCGAUCUUAAAGUACCUUAUUUAUGUUGCAUAUCAUUUGAAGCUUGAGCACAAGUUUCUUAUGGACGAGUUCGCCAUGCCACCAACCUUAGAUAACUUGCUUCCAACUGGUUCCAUAUUAAAAAAGGAGAGACACAGAAAGGCGGUUUUCAAGAUUGCGGAGGAGGAUCUAGAGGAUUUAGAGAACGAAGAGGAAACCACUUCGCUUAAUCCAAUUGAAGAAAGCCUGACAAGCGAGAAUUCAAAACUUGAUAACAUGUUAGAGGAGUCGAAGAAAUUCAAAGAGUUGAUCUCUCAAGUUGUUCUUUGCAGCUCUCCGUUUUGUGUUUAUCCGUUGCCUUAUCUGCUUACAGAGGAAGGACAGAACUGUGGCUGCCGUCGAUUCAGUCCAGGGCAACUGUACAAAUCAAAGCUUUUAAAUGAAGUAAAAAAUCUAGAAGAAGUAAAGUUCAACAGCGACGAAAAAGGCGUCAAAACGAAGACAGUAAAUCCAAACUUGAUAGCGAAAGGUCCACAUCCAUUUACAAUUCCAGAUGUUGUCCCCCGUCCUCAAGAUCAAACGACUAAAAGUUUAUUAGCUGAUUUUAGAGCGCAAGGGGGGCUUGUUGAUUUAAAAACCUAUAGAGACUUUGAAGAGGUUCAUAAGAUAAGAAGAAAAGAGGUGAAUAUAAGAAGCAAGGAAAGGAGAGAAUUUCUAGGAAAAGACCAUGGUGGAGAGGAGGGCAAAGAUCAGACCUCUGCAUCACCCGAUAAAAAGCAAGGAUCGUCCUCUGAAUAUGAAAUAUCGGGGGAUUGCUUUGAUCCGUACAACCAUCAGAAAAUUGCUGUCCUUUUUAGUAGCUACUCAAGUGAGUCCCACAAUGCUCCGAAGCCAUGCAUCAGCCCUUGGGCUGUAUUUAUGGAAUUUUACGGUAGAAAUGACAUCACUCUCGGAGGAUUUCUAGAACGGUAUUGUUUCAGGCCAUCCUAUAUAUGUUCCAGUCACAACUGCGACGUUCCAAUGGUAAAUCACGUGAGAUAUUUUGCCCAUGGAAAUGGCUCAUUGUAUAUUCACAUGAGAAAUUUAGAAUCGCCAAUUCCUGGAUAUGACCGGACAAUACUUACCUGGAGCUGGUGCAAGCAGUGUAAACAGGUUACCCCCGUCGUGCCUUUGUCAUUUGAGUCAUGGUCACUAUCAUUCGCAAAGUACUUGGAGCUUCGAUUUUACGGGGGACAGUACACGCGACGAGCUAGUGCGGAGCCCUGCGGCCAUUCGCUACACCAAGAUCACUAUCAGUACUUUAGCUUUGCGAACAUGGUUGCGUCAUUCAAGUAUCGUCCUAUUGAGUUGUAUGAGGUUAUUAUUCCAAGCCCAGAUGUUGUUAUUGGGAAGGAAAGACAACCGAGCGAAUGGGAAAAUGAUGUUGAAGAGUUUUGUGCCAAGGCCGAUCAAGUGUUGAAACAGAUUAUGGAGCGCAUAAUUGACUUGCGCUCCCUCGAUCCAAUAACAAAUGCAACACGAGAGCAGAGUAUUAAGGAUUUUCAAUCGGACUUUCAAGCGGAAAGUUAUCAUUUUGAAGACUUUAUGCAAUGCUUAAGGAUGAAGGUUGACAGUCUUUUGAGCUCGGAGAGAAGGCAAUCCUUAGAAGAUCCAACGAGUGCGUCAACAGAAUUCCAUAAUGUCGUCGACAGUUUUAUUUUGAAACCUUCAGAAAAGAGUGCACUCAUGACUAGCAUAGGGAAUAUGCUUGUGAAUCUCAAGAAGAAACUAUGUGAAGUCAUUCUCGCAUGGAAUGCAAGGCUGCAAGAAUUUAUCCAACAAGAAAAGAAGCGCGAAAAGGCAGCCAAGCCAUCAUCGUCACCAAAAAGUGAAGAGAUGCGUUAUCAACCAAAUGCUGUUCCUAAUGAAAUUGGAGAGUACUACCCGACCGUGUCGCAAGAUCAAACAGGAGAUGAUAAUGGUGCUACUGGUCAGAAUUUGCAAUACACUUAUAUCCACGCACAAACCGCCCAGGAGCCUGUGUCGGAAGUGCUUUUAAACAACGGGGCGAUUUUAAGACAAACGUAUUUAGGAAUCGAGCCGCCUAAGGAAUACAUUGCAUCGGAUAUCAAUAAUGAAACCUUGAGUCAGUUUGGUGCGGAGUUCAGUGAUGAAGCGAAGGAAGCCAUUGAUCAAGCAUGUGCGACAGGUCAAAUUGAAGGUCAAAUUUAUGGUCAAAUUGAAGGUCAAAUUUAUGGUCAAAUUGAAGGUCAGAAUUCACUUCCAGGUCAUACUGAAGAGGGCACAGAGGCUCAUAAUGAGGAAGAAAGUGUCGGCGAUAGGAGACAAUUGAAAAUUGAUUUAUCUCUAAAUAUCGGUAAGGAAGACCAAACAGCUACUGAAAAAGAAGGAGAGAAUGGAGGGGCCAAGGGUGAGAGGACACAGGUUGGAAGCCCAUAUAUGGUAAUAAAAUCACCUUUAGCUGAGAAAGGCGAUGCAGAAACUGGAAAACUACCAGAAAUGUCACCGAAUGAGCGUAGCAUUGGCUAUGAUGAUGAGAACGACUUUAGCAGAAAGAGCAGCGAUUCGCGGAUACAUGCAAAAGAGUCCAACCUUAGACGCACUGGCUCCGUUCAAGUGGAGAGAGGAUCACUAUCCGAUAUAACAAAUGGGGUAUCUCAAAGGCGAUCGAUGUGUCGCGUUGAAAGUGAAGACUCCGUUUGCUCAACUGAAAGCAAAGAGCACUGGAUGGUCGAGUCACGUGAGCGAUCGUCCACUGUCAUUAAUACGCUAGAGACAGAUAACCUCCCGAAGUAUCUCAGACGAAAGCUGAUGUCAUUAGGGCAGUCGGAUGAAACCUCGUCACUUCAUAGCAGUUUAUUUGUUGAAGAUGGCAGUGAUGCAGGGUCAUGUGACCUAAUGUCGCUGCAAGAUGUUCUUGAUUUUCCAGAUGAAGACCAAUCAUAUUUAUCGGAAGCAGAUGAAAUCGAUGAUAUUAAAGAUGUUGACAGCGCCAGUGAAAUCGGCUUUGGUGAAUCAGCUGUCGACUACGAGAUUCCAGAAGUCGUGAGCGAGGACGAGCUGAUUGAGCCUAUUUCGAUUACGAAAAAGCUGAAAAGCCUUGGCCUGCAGGUUGACGAGAGCUCGGAAUGUGCAAGUCAAAAUUCAAUUCCCGUUACACAAGGAGAUACGAACGAUAGAGAUUUAAAUGGGACUGACACAACUAGGGGUACUGGUGAUUUGAUAAAAACAGAUGCAAAAGUAGAAGUACCAACUGACAUCGAAAAAGUCCAGUCAGAUGCACCUCAAGAAAUACAGAAAAGAAGUAAUAAGGAUCGAAAGUCUUUGCAGAAAAGGCGCUACCCACCGUUAGGUGCUUGGGCUGAUGAGGACAGCGAUUAUUUUGAACCAGCAAACAGCGGAAAGAAAUUUGGAGUCGAAGAUAAAGCACCGAGUUCUGAGCUAGAUGACAUUUUAUCUGGAAAAAGACCUUUGUUUGAAGAAAAUAGUCCCGACGAACUAGAGACAAAAGAAGGUCCUCCGGAUGGACUCUUAAAGGAGAAACAUUCAUGGCGUGAUAAAGAAGUAAGGAAGUCAAGAGAUGAUUCUGAUGUUCCUUCUACAACGCUGACAGAAGGUCGAACUAUGGGACACAGACGCUUGAUGUCAGCACCAAUUGAACUAACGCCAAGUAAAGCUGACAGAAAAUCAUCCAUAGAAAAAGAGCUGCCUGGCAGUCCGUUUGAACUUGUUAAGAAAACGCCAUUGCAGGAUCAUUCUCGAGCGAGAAUAAGAAGCUAUUCCCAAGGACAUUUUAUUGAUUUUGCUAAAGGGCAGGAGGAGCUAACCAAGAUGGCUGAGGAGGUGUGUAAGGUUGAUAGAAAAGACCUUGAGAUGGAUGACCCGGAGGAAAUUCAGUAUGAUGAGAGUUUAGAUGAAACCCUCAAAUCACCUGAAACGCCAUCAAAGGCCGAGCAAGGGUACAAGACAAGUGUGAGUACCGAUGUUACGGACAACAAAAAUGAGAAGAGAGUUGAGAAAUCUAGAUCUGGUGCAAGGAGGGUGAGCGAUGCGGAGGAGAGCGAGCGGGAAUCUGUGUCUUCUAGCAGCACCAUUCUCCGAAACAAAGGUCACUCCCGGCAAAGAUCGUUACAAUACAGAGGAUUCGGGUUCAUGGAAAGCAGAGACGAGCCAGAGACAAAAUCCAUCUCCUUAGAAGUGACAACAGCUCAGGGACAGAAAAAAGGCACAGAGAAAAUGAAGAAGAUUAUAUCUCACUUGCUUCCCGGAUCGAACUUUCAGCCAGUCCCGAUGCCCUAUCCUGCACACGAGCAUUACAUGCUGCCAAUCGGUGACUCGGUCUCUGUUGUUAUCAACGAGAAAGAACCCUCAUCAGUCAUUGCCUAUGCACUCAGUUCAAUUGACUACUUCAACCAGCUAAGUCAACUUCGCAUGCUAUUAGAUGGGCCUGCGAUUGAACAAGAGACGCGGCAAGCAAAGCAGACAAUCGAAAAAGCAAUGGAAGCACCCGAAAUGAAUUCCAGUGAAGUUGUGUUGCGAAAUCGAAAGCCACAAGGGAAAUCGUUGAAGAGGCCUCGAUCAUGGGCUGGCGUUUCCAUAAAGAGCCCUUUGAUAGAGUACCAGAUAAACUUCCCCGCAGAUUUGAUGGGAGAGAAAGUGGAAACGGAAAAGAUGAACCGGUGCUGUUCCACUGUCGACGGAAAGAAUCUAGGGAUUCGGACUCGAAUGUCAUUAGCUGAUCAAUAUUUGAUGUCAUCCGCCGUCUUGAGCGAAGCUGCAAGUAAUGACCUUGCUCUGGACAGCCCAGGAAUUGUAGAUUCUGACGACGCCAAGACAGACUCUAUUGAUGGCCUUCUUGAUGAUAAAGAAGAUCUUGAAAGUGCAAUAGGGGAUAUAAAGCAGGAUUUGCCAGGUGAAAAAACUGGCAAGGAAAAAGACGAGAACAAAUCUGCAAUCGACUUUAACAUCAAACUGCAAUUUCACGAUAAUUCGGCAAAGUUUUAUUGUAACGUAUAUUAUGCGGAGCAAUUUCGUCAGCUAAGGGAGCUGAUUUUUCCAGAAGGCGAAGAAAGGUACAUUCAAUCACUCUCAAGAUGUGUUUUUUGGAAAGCAAGAGGAGGCAAAUCAGGAUCCUCAUUCUCAAAAUCACUCGACGACCGUUUUGUGAUGAAGCAGAUGUCUCGGUUAGAAGUUCAGUCGUUUGUGGAAUUCGCACCGCACUAUUUUCAAUACAUGGACAAGGCCCUAAAAGAGCAGCGUCCAACCACACUGGCAAAAAUACUUGGAGUUUAUCGAAUUGGUUUCAAGAAUGCACAGACCAAUACAUCGAUGCGACAGGAUGUUUUGGUGAUGGAGAAUGUGUUUUAUAAUCGCAAAGUAAACAAGAUCUUCGACUUAAAGGGCUCAGUUAGAAGUCGUUAUGUGCACACUUCCGGGAAGGAAGAAGUGCUGAUGGAUGAAAAUCUUCUUGAAAUGAUAUGCGAGACUCCACUCUUCAUUCGCCCCCAUUCCAAGGCUGUCCUCUCCAAAGCCAUUCACAACGAUUCCGAGUUUCUCUCAAGCCACAGUGUCAUGGAUUAUUCCCUUCUUGUCGGCAUCGAUGAGGUCAACUUUGAAUUGGUCGUUGGAAUAAUUGACUACAUUCGAACUUUUACAUGGGAUAAAAAGUUGGAGAGCUACGUAAAGUCGACAGGAAUCUUAGGUGGCCACGGGAAAAUGCCAACUGUUGUGUCACCAGCUGUUUAUAGAACUCGUUUUACAGAAGCAAUGCAUCGAUAUUUCUUAAUGGUUCCCGACAAAUGGACAGGUUUUGGUGCUGAUCACAACUGAAUUACUGCAAAUCUAAUUUUAAUUGAUCCUCGCUUAUACUUUUUGUACAUAGAAGUUGGCUGCAAAGGGGGGGGGGGUGACUGAUAAUUUAUCGGUGAUGCUUUUGGAUAAACAGACGGCUUAGUCAACAAGUAGAUUGAAUCACCUAAAUUGAUUUUUCCCCAGCUUCCUUGUGGCUGGGCAGUUUUAUGCCCACCAAAGAUUAUACUUGUGUCUACAAACGAGUUUCUCAUGAAAAAUCCACUUUUUCUUUAAUAAAUUUUUAUCUCUGCAAAGAUUAACAUCUGCAAAGUAAAAAUCAACAACCUGAAACUAGAAUAUGUUGCUUACUAAUUGACCCAGCAUUUACAAUUCCAAUCACUGAACCAAUUGAUUAUCCCAACAGGAAAACAAAUGAUUUCUGUACAAAAAUUCCUAGUUUAUAGAAUUGUCCUAAUUUUUGCAAUUUGUUGUAGAAUAAUCAGUCUGAAUCAAGAAUUAGAAUAUUGUAAUAAAAAAUGGCUUAUUUUAUUAUUUGAUUUUUUAUGGAUUGAAUGCAUUUUGUUAGGGAAUGACAAACAACGAUUUAAAAUCCACAGGUCUUGCCUUUCACUGUAAAUUUAAAUGCUUCCUGUUAUUGUUGUACGUAUGUACAUGAUUCAGUUAAAUGAUGUUUACUAGUUUACAAUCG
Messenger RNA from Rhopilema esculentum, 9196 nucleotides. RefSeq names its product 1-phosphatidylinositol 3-phosphate 5-kinase. The record is from RefSeq and is a predicted model, not a curated record. Gene Ontology annotation, molecular function: 1-phosphatidylinositol-5-kinase activity; metal ion binding; ATP binding. NCBI's taxonomy places the organism in Eukaryota, Metazoa, Cnidaria, Scyphozoa, Rhizostomeae, Rhizostomatidae. Gene Ontology annotation, cellular component: cytoplasmic vesicle; vesicle membrane. Gene Ontology annotation, biological process: melanosome organization; phosphatidylinositol metabolic process; regulation of reactive oxygen species biosynthetic process.